UGAGCUUCUACUAAGAAAGGAGAUUUUUUUUUAGAUUGCAGCAUAGAGCGGACUAGCUACUGAUCUUCUUCUUCAACUUCUACUAUUAAUUUCUAUUGUUCUCUUCAAUUUGGUGUUUUGCUUUUUAUGGUUAGACAAGAUAUUUAAAGUGGAUUGCUUUGGAAAAGCAGUUAAUUAAAUGAAAUAUUAAAUGAAAUAAUAUUCCUAUAUUAUUUUGGAUGUGUUGUGAAUUUGUUUGAUAUGUAUAUGUGUUUGUGGCUAUGGAGUAAGUGGACGUAAACUUAAAACUUGAGGUAUUCAGUGGGCCUUCAGGGGUAUUUAAUGGACCUUUGCACAGUAGGGUGAGUGCCGUGAUUAACUCCGGACCAAUGGUACUUAAAGGAGGUGUGUUACAAAAGUAGUCUCUUUUGUAGUUCAUAAUGAUUUUGACUUCCUUUAGACUAGCAUACCAGUUCAAGGAUGAAGUGGUCUCUUUAAUGGAUAGACUACAUCCGUUUUUAUGUAUGAAAUCUGCAAAAGCAAAGAAGGUUAAGAAGGUUAUCCUGCCCAGAACUAUACCAAUUGGCCAUUCUAUUUCUAAUGUCUCUAAUGAAGUUGAUGCUGCCACUUCAAAUGCUAACCUACUAGAAAAUGGAGGUGAUCUUAAGCCUUUGAAUAGGGGCAUACCAAAAAAUAGUUCAUUCUUGAUUCCUAUUCUUGAUUAACUUCAAUUGGGUUUUUUUGACAGCAUUCUAUCUGGAACAGAGUUUUCUCUCAAGUUCUUAUUUUAAUAUCUUAAAUAUUAAUAAUGUUUAUUUCCACGUAUAUGCUCCUAAUUAUUUUUUGUUUUUCAUAUUUUAUUUCCAGUGAUAUUCUAAAUCAAACUAUUAAAUUUGCAAAGCCUCCAUCAAAUGUGAAUGCUCCUUUUUCUCUGGAAAACUAGUUUGCUUUUAAAAUUUGUAUGAAUUAUUGUCAUUUGUUUUGUUUUUCAAUUUAAUUUAUUUAUAAUUUAAAUUUAUAAUAAUUUUAUUAAAAUAUUUAAAUAUCCAGUGGUUUAGAAGAUGUUGGUGACAUGGUUGUUAUUGCUAGAGAUGUCAACAAAGUGCUCUCAAAUAGGUUAGUGUGUUGUUGUUAAACUCUAGAGUAAAGCCUCCCUUUAAAAGAGGUCUAACAGAAACAUCAAAAAACAAAAAAGAAUCACUUGAUCAUUUAAAUAUUCAUUAUAAAACUUAAUUUUCUUAUUAUUUUACUACAUGUAAAUGGUUUUUUGUUUCGUUUUACAUUUUCGAAGUAUGAAAUUUCAAUAGUAAUUUGCUAAAUCAAAUUGCAAAAGACUUGCCAUCUUAGUCUGUCAAAAUUUGAGAGUUCUUACUUUAUAAUAAAAACAUGUUAAUGUGUUGUGGUUACGUGUUCUGGCAUGCUCACUCAACAUUGGUUCAUGUAUUCAUGCUUAAUUUUUCAUUGCUUAUUGGAUGUAAUGGUCAAGUAGCAGUCAAUGUACAUAAUUCAUUUGCAGAUGCUUAAUGUGAUAAUGCAAUUGAUCAGCAAGUAGAAAAGAUACCAAAUAAAGUUGAUUCAUCUAUUGGAAAGUACAUGUAUAUUGUUUUACUUCUCAAUUUUAUCAAAAUUUUAUUAAUUAAUUGAUUUGAUUUAA
This is a messenger RNA of Rubroshorea leprosula, 1633 nucleotides long. NCBI's taxonomy places the organism in Eukaryota, Viridiplantae, Streptophyta, Magnoliopsida, Malvales, Dipterocarpaceae. The record is from the annotation of a GenBank genome assembly.